This is a messenger RNA of Ceutorhynchus assimilis (cabbage seed weevil), 977 nucleotides long. NCBI's taxonomy places the organism in Eukaryota, Metazoa, Arthropoda, Insecta, Coleoptera, Curculionidae. The record is from the annotation of a GenBank genome assembly.
GCACGAUCAAAAAAAAAAAGUAAAUAAAAAUAUAAAUAAAUAAACUUAGAACACAAUCAAUACAUAUUUAUUUGCAACUAAAAAUUUAAUUUGCAGCUAGAUUUCGGGUCCUAAUUGCUAUUACUCAUUCAAUAAUAUGAAUCAAGAUUCAUCAGGAAGACGGUUCAAUACUGAGAGCUUUAGGGAUCAAUCACCAUUGAAAUCACCUGGCUUAAAAUUGCUACAGAAAUUCAAGCAAGGGAACUCUCUCCUUUCGAAAACCGAAAAAGCGGAAUCUCCUAUUAAGGAGGUGACAAAAUUUAACUCUCCAAUGUCAAUUAAAAAUGAUCCCAUGUCACUUGCAGUUGAGGAGGAUUUAGAACUUACUGAUGAGUAUCUCUGUUCCUGGAAUGGUGAAUAUGAUCAUUUUGGCGAUGCAUUUGAUGUGGAAGACUUCAAUUUUGACAUUGAAGACUAUUCAAAUUACAAUACCCCACCUGUAUCUCCGAUUAUACAAGAUUCCUUUGAAGUAUCUGAAAUGGAUUAUUCUACUGUAGAUUAUUCAUUCGAAGAUGUGUUUUAUGAAAACCAACUGUCAGAUAACUAACUAUGUUCCUUCCACUCCAAUUAUGAAAAAGAUUUAUUAGAUAAGACUCAUGUUCAUAUACAUUAAGUGCUGUGAGAAUAAUGUUCCUUGUUAUUUUCUUGGUGUUUCUUUAUGUUUCUAUUUUUUUAUGCCUCUUGUUGUAUUAAAGGUGAAGGUGAAUUAUUAAAAGCCAUUACUAUUUGAAACCCAUUGAACAAGGCUUGAGAAAUGUUUUUAUUUUACACAAAGCUACUCGACCUGAUUUAAACAUCGAAUCGAAUCAUUGAGGUAUUAUUAAGAGGAAUACAAAUGAAAAAGAAAAACAAUUUUUAAAAUAAGUGUUAUGUGAGUAGGUAACAUAAAUUUUCAAUAUUCACUAAUAUUUUCCUAGACAAAGGUAGGUACUUAGUAU